Messenger RNA from Spinacia oleracea (spinach), 1754 nucleotides. RefSeq names its product E3 ubiquitin-protein ligase RSL1. The coding region runs from base 134 to 1447 and encodes 437 amino acids. The transcript is spliced from 3 exons. NCBI's taxonomy places the organism in Eukaryota, Viridiplantae, Streptophyta, Magnoliopsida, Caryophyllales, Amaranthaceae. The record is from RefSeq and is a predicted model, not a curated record. Gene Ontology annotation, biological process: protein ubiquitination. Gene Ontology annotation, molecular function: ubiquitin-protein transferase activity; zinc ion binding.
AAUUUACAAGGGCUUUUACGAGAAGACAAAGAAGCUUAUGACGGAAGCUUUGAAUUGGGGUUAAUUCAAACCACGAUUUGAAACGCGAAGCCAAACCACAGUAACAAUUGCAGUUUGAAGUUUGAGCGGCGAGAUGGAAACCCCAAGCCCUUUAAUCGUUCAGAAGAAUUUACCCCAAUUUUACAAAACCCUAAAACCAGAAUCAACCUCAAUUUCGUCCAAAUUCGAACCCAUUGAUUUAGAGAAACCACAAUUUCACCCCUCAUCUUCUUCGCUCGGCAACAAAACGGCGGAUAAUCAUCAAAAAUUUGUAAGUGAUGUUCUAAUUUUUCAAGUAAAUGAUCGUCAUUAUGGUAAAUUCAAGAACAAAGCUAGUUCUUCUACAGCUAGAAAUGUAGUGAUUGAUUUGAACGACGACAAUUAUGGCGGUAAGGGUGGGGGUGCUGUUCUUGUUGUUGAUGAUGAUGAUGAUUGUAUUUUUGUGAAGAGAGAGAAAAGUUCUACGCCUAAGGGGAAUAAUAAGAAAGACCCAAUUUGUAUUGAGGAAUUUAAAGAAUUGAAGCCUAAAUUGGGGAAGAAUUUUUCGAUUGGUAUUCAUGAUUUUAAUUCAGUACAAUGUGUUGAUGAUUAUGAUGAUGAUAAUGAUGAAAUUAGGAUUAUUAAUGUGAAACCUUCCUCCUCUACGUUUUCACUUUCGACUAGAAAGAGGAGAAAGCCCUUUAGUGGUCCUUCAGUUAGUGAAAUUGGUGAAUCUUCUGGGUCAAAAUUCGAGGGAAAUGAUGAAAUGGUGUCUGAAAUUGAUGAUCCCAUUGAAAUGACGUUUCUUUGUGAAAUAUGUGCUGAUUCUAAGCCCCAAAAGGAGGCUUUUAGUAUAAAGGGUUGCUCUCACUCAUAUUGCUCUGAUUGUAUGAAAACUUAUGUUGCUUCGAAGCUCCAAGAUGGAGUUUCUUUGAUUAAUUGCCCGGCUCCUAGUUGCUCUGGUGUGUUAGAGCCGGAAUAUUGCAGGGAGAUUCUCCCAUUUGAGGUUUUUGUUCGUUGGGGAAAUCUUUUGUGUGAGUCGGUCAUACUGGCCUCGCAGAAGUUCUAUUGCCCGUUUAAAGAUUGUUCGGCAUUGUUGGUUGAUGAUGGGAGUGAGAAGGUAACAAUGUCUGAAUGCCCAAGUUGCUUUAGAAUGUUUUGCGCGCAGUGUAGGGUUGGGUGGCAUGCAGGGAUUGAGUGUGCUGAGUAUCAGUCUCUGAGUAAGGAUGAGAGAGACAAGGAUGAUAUCAUGUUGAGGAAACUUGCUAAGAGUAAGAAUUGGCAAAGGUGUCCAAAGUGCAAGUACUAUGUAGAGAAGUCAGAGGGUUGUCUCUAUAUGAAAUGCAGGUGUGGAGUUGCUUUUUGUUACAACUGUGGAUCCAUCAAUACAGACCAUAGAUACCACAACUGUAAAAAAUGCGGGCGUUAAUCUUCAGGAUUCAGUGGUUCCAUUUUGAGAGUUGAAGAGUUGCAUGUAAAAAAGCAGAUGUGGACUUCCUACCAGUUCUGUUUGGAUUUGGCGUCUUUGCCAAAGGAUUUCAAAGAAGGUUGUAAGUUUAUGUUCGGAUUUAGGAUAUCUAGAAACAUGAUCCAAUUUUGUAACUAUUUAAUGGUUCUUAGAAAGUUGAUCCUCUGUAAAAGAAAAGAACUUGCUGUGAGUUUCUGGGUUAGAUCAUCUGUUGAUCUCCCAUUAUUGACCAAAUUAACAAGGUUGAUUCAGGAGUUCCGUUCGUUCA